AUGUCCGAGUACACAAUCCAGCUGCCCAACGGAUGCCUUUCCCUUUGGUAUCAUGAGUUCUCAGCCUCAGCUCCGCAGACUGGUCCUAAGGAGCCAGCAAGUGAGCAGAAGCUCGCGACUCAAGACCCCGAAUCAUCAGAAGUCCCAGAGGGAAUCUCUGUGAUCUUUGGAAGGGGCUUCACCGCCGGUAAAAAGGAAAUGUGGGAGGCAACCUUCCAAGAAUUGAUCCAAGAAGAUGAGUGGAAGAGCACUGGUCUCACCGACCUGAUGAACCCGCGCUACGACGAGUUUUCAUUCUUGCCUCCCUCCGAGGGAAAGGUUUCCAGAGAGGGUUUGGAGAAAGCCAUCUCCAUUCUUUCAGGACGUGGCUUCAUGCCGUUUGCGCUUGAGGCCGAUACGGGAAAGUCCCAGUAUACCUUCCGCGGUUAG
This is a messenger RNA of Clonostachys solani, 429 nucleotides long. The record is from the annotation of a GenBank genome assembly. Lineage: Eukaryota; Fungi; Ascomycota; Sordariomycetes; Hypocreales; Bionectriaceae.